This is a messenger RNA of Penaeus monodon (black tiger shrimp), 3197 nucleotides long. RefSeq lists its product as uncharacterized. Gene Ontology annotation, molecular function: small GTPase binding; GTPase activator activity. Gene Ontology annotation, cellular component: nucleus; perinuclear region of cytoplasm; cytosol. The coding region runs from base 1 to 1764 and encodes 587 amino acids. The record is from RefSeq and is a predicted model, not a curated record. Gene Ontology annotation, biological process: nucleocytoplasmic transport; activation of GTPase activity. The transcript is spliced from 11 exons. NCBI's taxonomy places the organism in Eukaryota, Metazoa, Arthropoda, Malacostraca, Decapoda, Penaeidae.
AUGGCUUCUGAGCUCAGAGUCCUAUGCAUAAGAGUGAUCACACAGAACAUUAACGGAGCUUCUUGGCAUGCGGGUGCCUGGCACGUGAAUUCGUGGAUGAUGCCAUAUGGUUCUGGCAAGUGUGAAAAGUUGCCUCAUGUGCCAGAUACAGUGUGCCAGGCCCUGAGCGUGGACCUGCCCCUCCACGUGGCACUGGCACUCCCGCUCGACGACAGCUACUGGAGGCGGCGCUGCAACGCCCACUGCCCGCCCCCGUACAUCUCCCUUCACGGUCCACCUUACCUUAGCGGGACAUCCUACCUAAACGGAGGGUGUGGGAUUACAACUACAAGUGGGAACAGCAUGUCAGAUCCAGCUGAGUCUAAACUUGUGAUCAGCUCUGCAGCAUUACCAUCUGCACGUUCCACUGACUGCAUCAUCUCUAAGAGGCGACCUACAAUACGGCGCGAAAGUGUCUGGCUCCCCGCAGGACGCCGCCCUCGCCUGCGGAGGAAGGUGGUGCGGGAGCGGUCCCUGACGCCGCAGACGCCCGGCCGCGGGAAGGGCCAAUCUCCCACAUCCAGAGGGACGCCCACCACGCCCACCACGCCCACCCGCACCUCCAACUUGCCGCCCGUGAAUGUGCUGAAGGCGGAUUCCGGAUGGCGGAGGGCGUACCUGGAGGCCUUCCUGGCGAAGACCCUCAGCACGACCCCCGAGUCCAAACGCGGCUGGAAGGCCCUGGGACCCCUGGUCAAGCUGUGCGCCCCCUACGUCCAGCGCCUCCACGUGUCCAGCCUUGCAGCGGCGCCUCCGACCAAGGAAAAGGGAGGUGACGUCGUUGACAGUGACCGGGGAAGCCGCGAUCAUCUCAACUUGGCGGAAGUCAUUUCAGCUCUACCGAAUUUGAAGAAACUGAGCGUCCGGUUCCAGGUCGUUGUCGAGGGAGGUGACCUGUCCUGGCCUGACCACGGGGCCUCGCCUCGUGAUGUUGAGUCGCUCUCUCAUGCCACGGCGGAGGCCAACAUCACCCACUUGUGCGUUUAUGAGAGUUGCUUGGACGACGAGCGAGCAGAAACCUUGCUGGCCGGCCUCCAGAAGCACCCUGCCUUGACCUGCCUUGACCUCAGGCACAACACGCUUUCUUGCAUCUCGGCGCCCCACAUCUGUGACGUCGUUGGCUCCGCCUCCCUCACGGAACUCUAUCUUCAGCACAACCAGAUUGGGCCCAAGGGAGCGAAACUCCUUGGGAAGGCCCUGGCCAAGAGACCUGCCCUGGAGACGCUUGUCCUGGACCUGAACCCCGUGGGCGGCGCGGGCGGGGCGGCCAUCCUCCGCGGCGCCGUGGAGGGAGGGAGACUCAAGGUCCUGUCCCUUGCCGGCUGCCGCCUCACCGACGAGUGCUGGGAGCCGCUCGUGCAGGUCCUCACCAGCCUGCCAUCCUGCCGAUACGUGUGUCUGGCCGCCAAUCCCUUUAGCCAGAAACCACCGCCUGAUGUACUGUCCGCAGCUGAGGAAGCAACCUCAGGGGCCCGCGUCCUGCUAACAAACCUAGAUGGGACAACCUACUUACUGGGCUACGUGCGAGGUGGCCGAAGUCUGCCCUCUCCUCUGCAAGUUCUUCAUGACCAGAUAGACCACCCCAUUACUGUGGCUGCCUCGCAAGAAGAUAUAGCUCAUUACCUUCCUCUGCAUGGCCUCAGACUUGAGCCUUGGGACUUCACUAUCGAAGAGGAAUUACAUGGCAUGUGCCUUUUUACGAAGAAUUCUACCAAUAUCUUAUGAAAAUAGGUAUCAUAUGUAUACACAUGGAUAUCCUGAGGCAGAAAACAUUUAUUAUAUGAGGACAUUUUGAGCAUAUGUUAUUUCCAAACACACCUCAUGUACAUAUGCUCUUUCUCUCUCUCUCAUACUCACUCUAAAACAUGCAUAGUAAAUAUCUAUCUUCACUUUGUCAAAGAGGAAAACUAUUUAGAGCUUCCUCUCUGCUCUGAUGACACAUUGAAGUGAUUAACAAGACAUAUUAUUCAGCAAGUCUUCUCCCUAUCUGUUCCAGGCAUCUUAGCAACCGCAAAUUACAGGGAAGGGGUGUAUGUCUGCCAAUAUACAUACACAUAAGCAAUGACAAGCACAAAUAAAUCAAAUCUAUAUCACAACAACCUCCAGAACACAUAACUUGUGGCCACUGAAUUAGAAAUUUUAAUAUCUAAGCUUCAUCAUAACAUUGUACUAAUGAGUGAUCUGUAAGACACUUAUUAUGUAGAGUGGAAUUUGGAUAAUUGGUGUAUAAGAGACACAAGGACAAGACAAACAAUCAUAAUAAAUUCAGAUAUAUUUCAAACCUUAAACAACCUUCACAGCAAUUCUUCAUAUUAAAAAUCAGUAUGUAUAACAACACUCACAUUUCAGUCGCAAGUAUGCAAUCAACAAUUACACCCAUGGCAGGAUACAAAAAUAAAUAGGAUUAUUCGGUAUGCAUUAACAACAGUGCAACAAGUCAUUCGUGCAAAUAUUCACAAAGUCCACCUCCAUUCGCCUAGAGCAGUCUCAGAGAACUACAUCAACUUCAUCUGCAAGUAAAAACAGGGUGUUCAUGACAGUGAAACAGCAUGCACCUGUGGAAUGGCUCCUAAAGAGAAUCAUACAAUAGUGCAAGACCUUAAAUAUGUUUUGCUGAGGUCCAGGACAUCUUCACCGGUUACGUUUCUGUUUGCCAUCCAGCUAUCACGGCCAUGAAUUCUGCUGCUGAACUAGUAUCUUGGGCCUUAAAAUGCUAUUUAAAAUCAAGUAACAAUCUUUUCUUGAUAAACUUAAAAUCAGAUAACUUCAAAUAACAUUUUUUUUUUUCCAGAAAACACAAAAUCAGAAUGUCAAAAUAUCCUAAAAAACACCUCAGCAGAACAUGACAUGAAAAUCAGUGGUCAAAUAUGUCCCACAUUGUAUAAAUCUAAUAAGAAACAAUUUUUUAAUACCAUCACAUAUCUGGUAUCCAACAAUUCAUUCAAUGAAUCAAAAGUGAAUAAAACAAGAAGUUACUAUAUUGCAAAAUCAAUAUCAAUCAAUAAAAGUAUGAACAUGUCAUUCAACCUGUUACGUAAAAAUUUAUAUGCAAUUAUGAAAUACAAAUCACUACCAGCACCAAAAGCAGUGUUUUGGUAAAUUUACAGAAAAAAAGGGAUUUGCUAUUUAUACAUAUAUUUAGUAAAAAAACAAACAAA